Molecule: messenger RNA, 2104 nt
Organism: Tyto alba (common barn owl)
Lineage: Eukaryota; Metazoa; Chordata; Aves; Strigiformes; Tytonidae
Gene: SLC25A32
Product: solute carrier family 25 member 32
Exons: 7
Coding region: 34-999 (321 amino acids)
Biological process (GO): nucleotide transport; folate import into mitochondrion
Cellular component (GO): mitochondrion
Molecular function (GO): folic acid transmembrane transporter activity; FAD transmembrane transporter activity
Source: RefSeq, a predicted model, not a curated record
CCCUGCCCCCCUGCCCGCGCGCCGCCCGUGGCGAUGAGCGCCCCGGGGUCCGCGCGCGCCGCCGAGGCGCCGCCGCCGCCGCUCCCGGCCGCGCGGUCCCUCCUCCGGCACGUGCGGCUGGAGAGCAUGGCGGCCGGGCUGAGCGGCGGCGUCGUCUCCACCCUGGUGCUCCACCCGCUGGACCUGGUCAAGAUCCGCUUCGCAGUAAGCGAUGGAUUGGAGCUAAGGCCAAAAUACAAUGGGAUUCUCCACUGUAUGACCACUGUCUGGAAGCAUGAAGGACUCCGAGGCUUAUAUCAAGGGGUAACUCCAAACAUGUUGGGAGCAGGGGCUUCCUGGGGACUUUACUUUUUCUUUUACAAUGCCAUCAAAGCUUACAAGAAGGAAGGGAAGCUGGAAAGUCUCAGUGCUACUGAACACUUAGUGUCAGCUGCAGAGGCUGGAGCCAUGACUCUCUGUAUGACAAACCCAAUAUGGGUAACGAAGACACGACUUGUGCUACAAUACAACGCUGGUGUUGAUCCAUCAAAGCGGCAAUACAGCGGAAUGCUUGAUGCUCUUAUAAAGAUAUACAAGAUGGAGGGCAUACGUGGCUUAUAUAAGGGAUUUGUGCCUGGUCUGUUUGGCACUUCACAUGGAGCACUUCAGUUCAUGGCAUAUGAGGAUUUGAAACUGAGAUACAACAAGUAUAGAAACAGAGUAUCAGAUGCAAAAUUGAACACUGUGGAAUACAUAACGAUGGCAGCUGUAUCCAAAAUAUUUGCUGUGUCAGCAACAUAUCCCUAUCAAGUUGUGCGAGCUCGUCUUCAAGAUCAGCAUAAUACGUAUUCUGGUGUGUUUGAUGUGAUCCGCAGGACAUGGAGGAGAGAAGGAAUUCAUGGAUUUUACAAAGGAAUUAUCCCCAAUGUGAUCAGAGUGACUCCUGCCUGCUGUAUUACCUUUGUUGUUUAUGAAAAUGUGUCUGGUUUUUUACUUGGUUUUAGAAAAGAAAAUAAUUAAAGGUAUGAGCUUGUGUUAAUAAGGAAUCUAUCCUUUUAUAUGUACAUAUUUAUGAUCUGGGAGAGAUUUAGUUCAGCAGUCUUUUUUGACACUGUGAACUGAUCUAGUAUUUUGAGGAAAGAAUCCGGAGAUAGAGGAAAACCCUGACAACAUCUCAUCUGCUGAAUGUUCCUGCAUUGCUGCCUUCCUGUCUGAAUCAGCUGUGUCUGCUUGCAACAGAUGUCUCUGCAACUGUGAAAUAAUAGCACUGUGACUGGGUGAGGGCAGCUGUGAAGCAAUUCAGUUCAUCCUAGCUUGUCUGGAAUAACGGACUAAUCUGUUUUGACAAGUCUCACGUUGGUCAGAUUCUACUCCUACAGAAGUGGAAAACUUCAUAAAAAAGCAACUCUGGGGUCUGUCAAAACUAACUCUUGAGCCUCAUGAAGAAAGCAUGUAUGUAGUUGUUUACAGCAAUGUCUUCUGAAUCCACCUCUGUGGUAUUUGUCAAAUUUUAGGACACAGAAUGCUCCAAAUUCCAUUGCUCAUCCAAUACAAAAAUGCUGCCUCGGUGGGGUGCAGUUUGGAAACCAGCUGUCCAUUCUUGGGUUUGAGUAAUUGCCAAUCUGAUGAAACCCAUUUCUUGUCUCAUACCAGGACAGACUUGCAUUGUGGGUUUUGGCUUGCUUUUAGCACCAGACCAAAAUGUAUGUUGUGUGCAUUGCUGACCACUUACUUAAUUCAUUUUCUCUCUCUUCCCUGUCUGCCCUCUCAAUCUCUCUCUCUCUGCAAGAUUGUUUCCAUUACUGAUACAUCUAACCAAAUAUUACUAAGUAAAUGCCUAUUUGAAAGUAGGCUUACACUUUAAAAAAGUUUUUUUCCUAGUAAUCCCAUAGUGAUACAGUUUUCAAACCACUGUAAUAACAAAUAUGAACAUGCUUAUUUUCAAUAAUAUUCUCUGGGAAAAAAAUAAUUCUGUAAGUAGUCUAAAAAAUACUGUGCACAGGACUUUCUUUAAAAAAGCUAAAGCAGUCCAUUAAUGUCUUCUGAUUUGGUCUAAGGAAAGGACUGUAAGACUAUAUUGAUUGCCAACUUAGUGAUAAACUAAAUUACAGUACAUCUCAGUAAA